Molecule: messenger RNA, 2020 nt
Organism: Camellia sinensis
Lineage: Eukaryota; Viridiplantae; Streptophyta; Magnoliopsida; Ericales; Theaceae
Source: RefSeq, a predicted model, not a curated record
UAAAGAGUUUCAUCGGUGAGAAGUUGCUGUUACGGCUUCCAGUAUGGCUGCAUUUCCUUAUUUUGAUUUAAUCAUCAACUACAAAGGAAAAGUGGGAAGAGUGUUUGAUGUGGACCCAAAUAUGUAUUGCUACAUUGAUGCCUUGAAGGAUGUAACUGCAACAGUCCUGUCUCACAUUUCUUGUAGUGAAGCAAUAGCAAUCACAUUGCAUUGUGAUAUGCCUGGUACUGACAGAAGGAGAUUAGUAGAAAAUGAUCUUGAUGUGCUAGACAUGUUUUAUGUGCAAGGAAGGAGUAAAACAAUUAACUUGUAUGUAAACAUAGAAUAUUCUAUUGGAAUGAGUGAUGGUGGACAUAAAAGUAAUGUUGGAAAUGAAAAUCAUGGAGUAGAUGCUGUAGAUGUAGAGCAAGGCUACCAUACUGUAGAUGUAGAUGAAGAGUACCAUGAGGACAAUGUUUAUGGGUUUAGUGAUGAGGAUAGGGAUUGGAAUGCAACUGCUGAGGAUGAAAACCAAUCAGAUGCCAAUGAGAUUUUGAGUGAUGAUGAUAAUGAGUGCUCAAGUGAUGAUGCUGAACUUAGUGAUUACCAAUCUGGUGAUGAUGAAGUGCCAUAUUCUAGUACUGAUGAUGAUUAUGAUGAUGAAGCAGACUGUCUAGAUGAUGAAGAGAUGAGGUUUCCAGGCAUGAAGUAUGAUGGUACCUACAAUGGGAAAGAGCCAUAUAUGAAUCAAGAUGGAGAAGUUGUGUUGGAAGAAGGGAUGAUUUUUCCAGAAGUGAAUACUUUUAGGGCUACAUUAAGGGACUAUACAGUGCAAACUGGUUUCAAGAUAGUAAGAGACAAAAAUGAGAAGUCUAGAGUAACAGCCCAUUGUGCUGCUGAGGGCUGCCCUUGGAGAAUUCAUGCAUCUCCACUUCCAGAUGGGAUUAAAACCUUAGUACCUACUCACACAUGUAGCAGGAUGAACACAAACACUGAAGCUACAUCAGCUUGGAUUGCUAAAAAAAUGGUUGAAAGUUUUAAGGACAAUCCACACAUGGGCUUAGAUACCAUGCAAAUGAAACUGAAUAAAAUGUUUGGGAUUGAGGCUUCAAGAAUGCAACUGUAUAGAGCCAAAAGGAGGUGCAAGGAGGAGCUGGAGGGUGAUCAUGGGAGCCAAUAUGUGUUGUUGCCAACAUAUGCUAGUCAAAUCAACAAAACAAACCCUGGCAGCUUGGUUGUCAUAAAUUAUGACAUACCCUCUACCCCAGUUUCAGAAGAUGGAGAACAACCAGACCCUACCAUUCCUCAAUAUCCAUUGUUCCAAAGAAUUUUCAUAUCAUUUGAUGCAAUGAAAGCAGGGUUCAUUAAUGGAUGUAGGCCAUUCAUAGGGGUAGAUGGGUGUCACUUGAAGGGUCCCUAUGGUUGUGUUUUAAUUUCAGCAGUUGCCUUGGAUGGAAAUAAUGGCUUGUUUCCAUUGGCAUUGGCAAUAGUAGAGGGUGAAUGCAAGGACAGUUGGUCUUUUUUCUUGCACAACUUGAGAACAAUCAUAGAAGAUGCACUACCUUCUAGACCAUGGACCAUCAUGUCUGAUCAACAAAAGGGCCUUGAUAAGAUUGUGAGUGACAUUAUACCGGAGGCAACUCAUAGAAGAUGUUGCAUGCACCUAUAUAACAAUUUCAGAGCCAAAUUUCCGGGUUUAAUUUUGAGGAAGCAAUUUUGGAGAGCAGCAAGGGCUUACAAUCAGAUGGAGUAUGAUAAGGCUAUGCAAGCCAUUAAGGACCUGAACAAUGAUGCUUGCAUUUGGUUGCAGAAGGUUCCAGUUGAAGGAAGGUCUAGGCAUGCAUUUGAUGGUAGGAUUAGAAGUGAUCACAUCACAAAUAACAUGACAGAGUCCUUCAACAAUUGGUUAGGAAAUUUGAGAACUCAGCCAAUUUUAACUAUGUUAGAGGGCAUAAGGUGCAAGUUGAUGGGUAAGUUUCAGAUGAGGUACCAAAAGACAAUGCAGUGGAGAUCUAAUGUGACAUUGAAUGUGAAGAAAUAG